Messenger RNA from Protobothrops mucrosquamatus (brown spotted pit viper), 900 nucleotides. Its product is annotated as myeloid-associated differentiation marker homolog. NCBI's taxonomy places the organism in Eukaryota, Metazoa, Chordata, Lepidosauria, Squamata, Viperidae. Gene Ontology annotation, cellular component: membrane. The record is from RefSeq and is a predicted model, not a curated record.
AUGCCAGUAACCCGCUCAAAAUCGGUGGGCAACACCAGCGCCCUGACCUCUACGCUGGGCAUUGUUCACCUCCUGGAAGCCCUUUUCACCUGUGUGGCCUUCAGCUUAGUGGCCAACCGGGCCGCCUGGGAUGGCCGCAAUGGGGACUGGUGCAUCUUCUCCUGGUGCUUCUGCUUUGCCAUCACCAUUGUCAUCUUGGUGGUCGAGUUUGCUGGCCUUCAGCAUCGCAUGCCGGUCUCUUGGAAGAACUUCCCUAUCACUUUCGCCAUGUAUGCUACCCUGAUGUCUGCUUCCAUCAUCUACCCGAUGUUCUUCGUUCGGCCUCAGAAUUUUUCUCAUGACGAACGGGGAUACCGCAUUUCUGCCACUGUGUUUUCUUGCCUAGCCUGUCUAGCUUACCUCACUGAGGUCAGCAUAACCAAAGCUAAGCCAGGAGAAGUGACUGGCUACAUGGCGACAGUCCCGGGAUUGCUGAAGGUGGUGGAGACUUUCAUUGCCUGCAUCAUCUUUGUCUUCAUAAGUGAUCCACCUCUUUAUGACCGCCCAGAAGCUCUUAAGUGGUGCAUGGCGGUCUAUUGCAUCUGUUUCAUCCUAUCCCUUGUGGUGAUUAUCCUCUGCAUUGGCGAAUGCACUGGCUGGUUGCCAUGUCCAUUCAACAAAUUCCUCAGCGGCUACACUUUAUUGGCUGUGCUCAUGUAUGCCACCGCCAAAAUUAUUUGGCCUGUGUACAAGUUUGACAGAAAACAUGGGGGACAGCCAUCUCGACCCUCAUACUGUGGAGGUCGCAACGUCUGUGACUGGGACAGGAAUCUUACCAUAGCUGUUCUAACCGCUGUCAAUCUGCUGACGUACCUUGGUGACCUGGUGUAUUCUGCACGGCUGAUAUUCAUCCAGGGGUAG